Messenger RNA from Lolium rigidum, 1254 nucleotides. RefSeq lists its product as uncharacterized. Gene Ontology annotation, molecular function: zinc ion binding; ubiquitin-protein transferase activity. Gene Ontology annotation, biological process: protein ubiquitination. The transcript is spliced from 7 exons. Lineage: Eukaryota; Viridiplantae; Streptophyta; Magnoliopsida; Poales; Poaceae. The coding region runs from base 231 to 902 and encodes 223 amino acids. The record is from RefSeq and is a predicted model, not a curated record. Gene Ontology annotation, cellular component: membrane.
UAGAGCGUUCGGGCCCACAUGUCGCGCAUUUGGAUUUCCACCUUCCUCAUCAGUCAUCGCCGUGGCUCCUUUCGGUUUCUCCUCCUCUUCCUCGGAGUUAUUUAAAGCCAUGGCCAUUCAGGGCAGGGGCGAAAAACAGAGACAUAGACAGCCAGAGAGAAGCCAAUUGCCGAGCAGAGAGAUAGAGAGAAACGGAUUGAAGGCCCGGGAAACUAAGAGAUCGGAGGAGGAUGGAGCAAGAUGGCGAGCCGUGGUGUUCUUGCUCGCUGAGGCAGUGCAGGAUUUGCCACGAGGAGGAGGAUGAGGGCUCCGUGACCUCCAUGGAGUCGCCCUGCGCAUGCUCUGGCUCCCUCAAGUAUGCCCACAGGGGAUGCGUGCAGAGGUGGUGCGAUGAGAAGGGCAGCACCCUCUGCGAGAUUUGCCUCAAGAAUUACGAGCCUGGCUACACCGCUCCUCCCAAGAAACGUCACGUCGCAGUCACCAUCAGAGGGAGCCUGGAGGUCCCUAUGGCGGACUACCAAGAGGCGGAGGACGCGCUGUUGCUCGGACCUGACGCCAGCGACCCGGCCUACGCCGAGUGCGCGCGUGCCGCCGGCAGAAACGCUUCCUGGUGCCGCUCGUUGACGGUGACGUUCACUGUUGUGUUGCUGCUGAGGCAUCUCGUCGCCAUGGAAACCGUCAGAGCCGCAGAUCAGUCUUUCAGCCUACUGACGGUAUACUUGCUCAGGGCUAGUGGGAUCUUGUUGCCGUUCUACGUCGUCAUGCGGCUCAUCUCUGCUGUCCAGCACGGGCAGAUGCAGUACCGGCUCCAGCUGCUCCAGGAGCAAAGAAGAAACGCAUCAUCAAGACUGCACCGGGUGCUUGGUCAGGGAGAGCAGCAGCAUGUGAUUCUUGUUGGCUGAAGAAAACAGUGAAGUGGAUCUCCUGUAGAAGAGAGUUAAAUUAAAUGUGAAGAGAGUUAAAUUGAGAGCCUGGAGGUGAAGGUUGUGCAUAUCAGGCGAGAUCAGAAUAUAGUUAGCCACACUCUAGCUGCCUUUGGGCGUAGGACCAUGCAUUCGGCAGUAUGGUUAGGAUCAGGACCGGAUAAUAUCCCGACUCUAUGUCGGCGAGAUUGUAAUACCACUGUUCAAUUAAUAUAUCCGAUGGAGGAGUAUCUUUUAUCGCAAAAAAAAAAAAUUAAAUGUAUAAUGUAUUAGUACUGACGGAGCAAUUAGGAAAAAGGGAAAGCGAAGAAAAGCUAUAUUAUGUUCAUAA